Molecule: messenger RNA, 567 nt
Organism: Pleurotus ostreatus (oyster mushroom)
Lineage: Eukaryota; Fungi; Basidiomycota; Agaricomycetes; Agaricales; Pleurotaceae
Exons: 3
Coding region: 1-567 (188 amino acids)
Source: RefSeq, a predicted model, not a curated record
AUGGUCGGAACACGUAAAAGAGCUGCGGACGAAUCUGCAGGGCCAGCGACGCGUUCGUCGAAGGUCGCGAAGACCAAGAAGGCGGCGUCGCCUGGGAAGGCAGCCAAAGGUGGAAAAGGAGCCAAGGCCGCGCCCUCUACCUCCAAUUUCAAGGCGAAGGCCCUGCCCAUUCAUAUCCACAUGACGCAUACUCCUGCGAGCAUUGACGAAGAUACCGUUUCUACAGCGUCAAAGGAUCCAGGAUCGUUGGGCUCGGUGACACUUUUGCCCAGCACUUUCUCUACUGGCAGCUACGGCUGGAAGGGGAGCAAGCGCAUCACCGUCGAGCUUCAAAACACAGAGAACGGGGAAGAGAAAGAGACAGUUCAAGUUAUGGUAACGAUCAAUGCUGCUGUCCUGGGGAGCAAGAAUGCGAAGCAUGACGGCGAGGAGGAAGCCGCUGCAGAAGAUGGCAAAGUUGAAGAACAAGCUGCCGAAGAUGCCAACGCUGCCAAAGACGCGGAGGCUGCAGAACAAACAGAGCUCACAGAUCAAGCCGAGGCUGAGGAUAAAACCGAGUCAGCGUAG